ACUCCUACUUUUAGUACUACCAGAACUACCAACUCACCCUUACUGAUUUAACUCCUGCUUAACCCGGACUUGACUAUUAGCAUCUCCAAUUUCCACUGCUUUGUUUUGAGAUGAUUUACUAAUAACUUCAGUUGUUUUCUGUUUUUCUCAUAAUGAUGCAUACUACCGUGGUAAUUUAUUGGCAACUUCUGCUAUCACCUUAAGCAGUCUUACUAUAUUGCUCGCCUGAUUUCGAACAGCUGGAGAUGUACCUUCAUAUGACAGGCCCUAGUUGAAACCACCAGCCACAAGGAAUAGUUGUAGCACGAGACGAAUGAAUUUUUCAUUCAGCGCAUAAGUAUAUAUGUUUGGAGAAGGCUCGUUUAGAGACAGAGUGCUCUAGAGUAUGGCCGUUACAUGUGCGAACUGGGUUUGACAGUUGAGAUCUGCUAUACCUCAUAGACUUCAUAGAUGCCGUGAGAACACUGCAUUGAUGAUGUAUGGGAAACUGUUAUCAGAAAUAAAUUUCUCAUUGUUCUCCGAAGUGAAUUCCGACGCAACAAUGGCAAAUAUGUCGAUGAAUAAUUAUUCUUAAAAAUUUCCCUAACCUUUUCGCGUUUAAACAGAAUAAUUGCAUUUUUCUUAGAGCUCUUGCAUUUUGUUUGGACAGAAGUGGUUACACAUUGGAUGUGAAUGUUUAAUGGUAGGGUGUUAAUAUAUAUUAUUCACUUGAAAUAAACAUCAGUAUGGCAGAUGAGGUGUCAUUUGAAUUUCUUCAUACAGAGCUAGUAUCUUAUGUUUUAUCUUCAACAGAAAAAGAUAAAAAG
Messenger RNA from Gryllus bimaculatus (two-spotted cricket), 806 nucleotides. The record is from the annotation of a GenBank genome assembly. NCBI's taxonomy places the organism in Eukaryota, Metazoa, Arthropoda, Insecta, Orthoptera, Gryllidae.